AUGAAUUAAAUGUAACUUAUCAUAUUUGGUUGUUUAAACAAAAUCUCAUUUGAUAUUAGAGUUCAAAUUCGAUGGCUUCUCACUCGAGUCGUGCAGAUCUAUGAUUGCAAUGUUAGACGACGACAGAACCGGCAAAUUGAAUUUCAAUGAAUUCACUCAACUGUGGCGAAACAUCCGUCAGUGGUGUGCAGUAUUCAAAAGACACGACUCCGACGGCAAUAAUAUUAUUUCGGCCCAUGAAUUGAGGGCAUCCUUUCAAGAGGUCGGACUCAACGUCAACCGACAAAUACUCGAGGUUUUGAUCCACAGAUUCGGUGUGUUUCCAGCGAAAAAGGAUAGCAAAGAGAAGGGAUUGUCGUUUGAAGACUUCAUUCAGGCGUCGAUGAAAUUGAAGCAUUCAAUCGACACCUGGAACUCAAAGUCAAAGACAGUACAGACACCGACCCCUUCAAAGACAUUGCCGUUUGCCUCCGGAAGAUAUGCUGCGAAUAAUGCUAUCCAAAGCAACCCGUCUUUCACUCUCGAAGAAUUCGUCGAGAGAAUGAUGUAUUGCUAAACGAUUGACAACUAUUUGUUAAGUAAAAUAAAUGUUAACUCAAAGACUCGUAAGUGAAUGACAAUUGAAGAAUACCUCUUUACUCCUUCUAUUUGGCUAUAAAUGCGAUAAUCACUGACUGCCGUCACAUUUACUCUGCUU
Messenger RNA from Oppiella nova, 697 nucleotides. The record is from the annotation of a GenBank genome assembly. Lineage: Eukaryota; Metazoa; Arthropoda; Arachnida; Sarcoptiformes; Oppiidae.